Messenger RNA from Vanessa tameamea, 4089 nucleotides. Its product is annotated as cilia- and flagella-associated protein 61-like. The record is from RefSeq and is a predicted model, not a curated record. The transcript has 30 exons. NCBI's taxonomy places the organism in Eukaryota, Metazoa, Arthropoda, Insecta, Lepidoptera, Nymphalidae. Bases 1 to 4089 code for a protein of 1362 amino acids.
AUGGUGUCCAGGAUCCUACGCGCAACACCUUUAGGGCGAUUGCGACUCGCAUUGGUAGAAGAUGCUCCGGCAAUAAUGCCUCUUGUUACUGAAUCUAUGUCGAAGAAUUUUCGUGUUUAUCAACAAUCGGAUAUCGUGUAUCUUAUCGAAACUUGUAUUUUAUCGAUAUGCCAGCUAGACCUUAACGAAACGAUCGUCGGUUUUUUAGUACUGAAGGAUUAUCCUUUAGCACCUUCGGUUAAUCCAGGCGCUUGGGAAGAUUUUAUCUGGACUAAGUUUAAGGUUAUCGAAUUAAAAGCAAGAAAUACACUGUUUAUACAUAUGUUAUGCUGGAACCCAGUCUAUGCUCGUGAAGUGGUCGAUAGCAUGCUGAAGUCCGUAUUCAUGCACGAUCCUUAUCUACAAUAUAUUGGAAUGAUGAAACCAUUGAUUGAUUAUCAACUGUUAAUACCGGGUCAGUCACGUUCCGAAGCUUCGUUUAAGCGAUCACAGGCGAUAGAACGAGGUGUUCCCGGUGACCAACUCCCUUCAUUGUGGGUAGUUGAGCGACGAGAAGUUAGCCCUAGGUUGAGGAUUCGUCGAGCAGUUGAAGAAGAUAACGAUGAUUUAGUGCCAAUAAUAGAGCGUCACUCGACGCGUCUGCGAGAACUUUACGGCGACUUCUACAUCAGCGAGCUCAUAUCGAGACAUCCGGAGUCUGAAAGAGUGUUGCUUGUGUGUGAGCAUAAAGAGUUGGCAGUGGGUGUUAUGUGCCUUAACACUCAGAUAAACUACGAGGCUCUAGAAGAAAGCUUUGAGCUUUCUUCAUUUUCCGGCCUUCGACAUCUUGAUAGACCACCGAAGCCGCGAGAACGUGAUUCCGCUAUUAGUUUCUUCACAGGAACUGGAAUUGUCUUUGAAUCUAAGCAGGAGUCUAGUGCUGAUAUUGCAUCGAAAGAAGCAAAGUCCAGGGUUACUUGGGUGUUUGAGGAAGAUGCCUUUAAUGAUAUUCACAAGGAAGCAGAAACAAAGGUCCGUUCACACCAGAUCCCUUACACACAACUAGAUAUACUCCAGCUUUUGGAAGACGAAGAAGAUGAACUGGAGUACGAUAUUGUGAACAUUGACACAGACUUGUUAAGAUUGCCGCGUCUCUUCAUGAACGAAGACUUUGUGAAGAAACAAAGAUUCUCCGAAGAUUGUCAAGAGUUUCAACAUAGAAAAGAAUCAGUGUUUGAAAAUAAAUACCUCGUUAAAGAAACACCAAAACGACUCUCAAUUCCUAAUUCAAGUGCAGUAACACAAUGCAAAGUACCGGAACCUACUCGCUAUUCCGGUGCCCCGAAUGCAUUUUUAUUGGAACUAUUCGCAAUGCAUCCUGAUUACGAUGAAAGAUAUGGUUUUGAUAUGCUCGAAGCUGCUUAUGAACUAUUUCCUGAUAGAGAUUAUUGUGUUAUGUGUCUUCCGUCGAGUCACACGUGUUUUCCGCUUCUAGAACAUUUUACGCUCGUAACGCCUUAUAGUUUUCGAAUGCGAUUUAUGAACGAGACUUUGUAUAUUGCUCAUGUUAACUCAGUAAGGGGAGAUAUAAGAGUACGUGAAGCGGAAGCGUACGAUAUACCUAACUUAAAUGACGUGUUAGAACAUGCGCCCAGGAAGCAAGAUUUGUUAGCACUAUUUGAAACAAGUCUUGAGUCCGAUUCGUUGUCAUCUUACGUUUUUCUAAGUCAAAAUCAACCAAUCGGGAUAAUUGUACUAGGACCUUUAGAAGAUGCUACUUCAAUUAGAACUCAGUACAAUUUGGAGGCUGAAUCUAGAAGAUAUGGAACCGAUGCAUCUAUUUUGGCUUGUGUUAUGGCACCAGUCAUGGAACCUCAUGGACGAUGGUAUUUAAGAGACGUAUUAAGACAGACCAAAUAUACAACUUUAUUCUGGGUUUGUAGACUCUUUGCUAAAGGUGACGCGAGUCCAAGUCGUAAUCUCAUGUCGUUAGCCAGCCACAUGUUACCAGUGCGGCCGCGUCGAUUGAUGCUUAGUGUUAUUGGUAAAAAAGGAGAUAAGAUAGUCAAGGAUAUUGCAACGCCGUUUGCUCUUUGGUCACUAGAACGACCUCUGACUAGUCUUCCGAAGGUGCACGUCAAUAGUAGCAUUGUUGUAGUUGGCGCCAGUCGGACGGGACUCGCCUUCAUUGAAACAUUGCUUUUAGGGCCCACGGCGGAAUACCUUACGUUUACAAACAUAACGCUCGUGUCUCUCCACGGCCUGCCGACCGUUGCUGAUAGCAUGCAUGCGGCAGAGACCUGCGUACCGCGUGAUGGUCGAUACUCUGACCGCUAUCUCAAGAGUCUACCAUUUUAUUAUUACGUUGAUGUCAUGUCUGCAGUUAUGACCCAGAUCGAUAGAAAGAAGAAAUGUAUUCACUUGAAGGGUGGUGGAAUGAAGUUCUACGACGAGCUCGUUCUGGUAUGUGGUCAGCAAUUCCAACAUCCUGACUAUUUGAAGGAUUCUAUUGAGUUGGCCAAGGAAGUAGAGAAAGGCAAACCUUGCCAUAGAGUUUUAAUGGAUAACCCAAAAUACAAACCGGAUUAUGUCCCAACGUCCCCGGAUAUGCCAGAAAAUGUUAUGCUUAUCAAUUCAUUAUUCGAGGCCAAUACGUGUCUUAGGAAGCUGAUGUGGAUGAUAUCUGAAUUCAAAAACAGUAGUUGCUGCCUUCGUGAAGACAAUCAAGUAGUGGUUUAUGGAGAUUGUAUAGAAGCAUAUAGUUGCAUGGCUGCUUUGCUGGAACUGGGGAUUUUACCCAAUAACAUUGCUUUUGUUGAACCUUUCCCACCAGAAGAUACCACGGCUAUGAGAGUUAACUGCUUUAAUAAUGAGACAGUGGAUGAAAGAGUUCAAGCUAGUAUAGAAAAACUCGGUGUCCGUAUAUACCGAAGAUGUUAUUUGAAUGGCUGGUCGCAGCAAGACUCUCGCGUAGAAUUCCUCCGUCUCAUGACGCCAUUGCACGCCUUACAUCUUCCAUGUUUUGCACUAUUCCAUUUUGGGAUUAAAGCUAUUGAUUUGAAUGCUUUUAAAGCUAUAAAUGACUGUGGUUUGGUGUAUGAUGGAGGUCUAGUGGUCGGGCCGUUGUUCGAUACCAAUGAUCCUCAUGUAUAUGGCGCCGGUCCUUGCGCAAAAUAUUCUCGCCGACUCUAUGCGCCUCAACAUCUUCACAAAUAUUACUGCUCCGAGGACGUUGGUGAAGCGUUAGCGAGGCUUUUUUUACACAAGCUGGAUCCCUUCAUGACGGGCAGCGUUGAUUUCGAUCCGCUUUCAUCGGAACUCACGUCACGAUACAGUUCUUGUUUGUUGACAUGUCGAAGUUCCCAUGCGAGUAUUAUGAGUACUCGUCGAUCAUCUGGCAGUCCUAAUAAAAGUCGAUGGCAACCUGUAAUGAAGUUUGAUUCGCCCAUUGUUCAGUCAGCGACAUUGCCGGGGCCGCUCCACUAUAUGCGCCUACGGAGGCCUGGCCGGGAUAUACCGAUGGCAGUAAAACAGUUGUUGCCUAAUCAGGGUCAUACACUUGUAACGGAUAAGCGACAGAACUACUUUAGGCUUCAAAUAAAUGCAUUGCAUUGUAUUGAAUCUGUUACUUGCCUCUCAAAGAGGCAAUUUUCCUGCGAAAUUUUCACUCAAUUGUAUGGAAAGCAUGAAGCGUAUUUCAAUAAUCUUCUUGGGAGAUAUAAAAUGAAACUUAUAGAUGAUUUGUAUGAAUAUUUCACUCAAACUUGGACAUCAGCCCAAUAUCAAGAGCCGUUUAGUGUUCUUUUAGAAGAUGUUUACGAACAAGGAGGAAAUACGGUUUAUGACGUGGUUAAAACCAAAUACGAAGAAUUCUUUGGUGAUCGGAAAGCUGAUAUUAAACCUCAUCAUGAAUCUCUGUCCGAAAGUGCAUCUUUGCGCAAGGCUCAUUGCAAGGAGUGCGGUCAAAGCGAGGCGCUGCGACACGAAUCUGCAACAUUCUGGAAGGCUAUCGGUGGUGAGAGUAUCGUGUACUCCCACUUUGUUCGAUAUCUCAAUAAAAAUAUUCUAACAAAUCCUAAUUACGCCGUGCCCGAGCACGAGUUUAUUUGA